AUGUACGCUCCGCGUCCGCUGUCGUAUGCUCCCACUCCAUACAGCUAUACACCAAACCCCGCACGGUCGGCCUCAAUCAACCUCGACGAAGAAGUGAAACUAGUCUCCAGCUCAGGGGAACGUGAUCUAUACGAGUCGCUCGCCGAAAUCUACAGCAUUAUCGUCACGCUCGAUGGCCUCGAGAAGGCGUACAUCAAGGACGUGGUCACUGAGGCGGAGUACACCGAGACAUGCACGCGGCUCCUGAAGCAGUACAAGUCGAGUCUGGGAGAUGAGUCUGUGUCUCGGGAAUUCGUGGAUCUAGAAACAUUCAAGCGCACAUGGGGUCUGGAGUGUCCCCGCGCAACCGAACGACUGCGCAUCGGUCUUCCUGCGACUGUCGAGCAGGCCUCACAUGGCGCACCUGCAGCCAAUAAUGCGGCAUCUGGAGGUGGUGGUGGCGGCGGCGCAUCGGGCAGUCUUAUCCUCGCAGCGACCGAGAACUUCAUCACCUUCCUCGACGCAUUAAAACUGAACAUGUUGUCGAAAGAUGCGCUGCACCCUCUACUCUCUGAAGUGAUUCAAUCCGUCAAUAAAGUCACGGAUGGAGACUUUGAUAACCGCGGCAAGAUCAUUCAAUGGUUGAUUGCAUUGAAUCAGAUGCGAGCGACGGAGGAGCUGAGUGAGGAUCAGGCUCGGGAGCUAUCAUUCGAUAUCGACCAGGCCUACCAGGGCUUCAAAGCGACUCUGAACUAA
This is a messenger RNA of Penicillium cinerascens, 735 nucleotides long. RefSeq names its product ESCRT-I subunit protein VPS28. The record is from RefSeq and is a predicted model, not a curated record. Gene Ontology annotation, molecular function: protein-containing complex binding. Gene Ontology annotation, biological process: protein transport to vacuole involved in ubiquitin-dependent protein catabolic process via the multivesicular body sorting pathway. The transcript has 3 exons. Bases 1 to 735 code for a protein of 244 amino acids. Gene Ontology annotation, cellular component: ESCRT I complex. NCBI's taxonomy places the organism in Eukaryota, Fungi, Ascomycota, Eurotiomycetes, Eurotiales, Aspergillaceae.